Chrysochloris asiatica (Cape golden mole) is the source of this 2148-nucleotide messenger RNA. Its product is annotated as zinc finger protein 268-like. The record is from RefSeq and is a predicted model, not a curated record. The coding region runs from base 1 to 2148 and encodes 715 amino acids. Lineage: Eukaryota; Metazoa; Chordata; Mammalia; Afrosoricida; Chrysochloridae. Gene Ontology annotation, biological process: regulation of transcription by RNA polymerase II. Gene Ontology annotation, molecular function: RNA polymerase II cis-regulatory region sequence-specific DNA binding; DNA-binding transcription factor activity. The transcript has 7 exons.
AUGGCGGAAAACAACUUGUCCUUAACGGCUUCGCGUUGUCCCGGGGCUGACGCAGUGCGUGAAGACUCCGUCUCCCGUCAUACGGUCACUGGCUGCAAAAUGGCCGUCCUGCGCGGACCUGCCAACGGGGCACGGGGCGCGCGUGUGGCUGUGGGCUUCACGUGGGAGGAGGGGCAGUUCUUGGACCUGUACAAGGCCAUGAUGUUGGAGAGCAACAACCAAGUGUCCAUAGGAGAGUCCGCUGAGCAGAUUCUGGGGUCACUGACUGCUUCCCGAGAGCCACAGAAAAUGACCGAGUCUCAGGUAACGUUAUUGUUUAAGGACGUGGCUGUGAACUUCACCUCGGAGGAGUGGCAGCUACUUGGCACUGCUCAGAAGGACCUGUAUUGCGAUGUGAUGUUGGAAAAUUACAGCAACCUGGCAUCACUGGAAGAAGCCUGGCAAGCGAAUGACGACACAGACCAGCGCCAGGAAAACUCUGACAAGCCCGACCCUGUGAGCAUAAAUCAUGUAAGUAAGAAAGUGGACGAGUUAAAUGCACCUGAGAAAUUGUUACUUCAUGCUGUGCAUGAAAAUGUUCACUGUGGGACUAACAGCUAUGAAGACAAUCACUGUGGGAGAGCUGUCCAUAAGAAGCCAGGUCUCAGUCUGCACCAGAGAAUUCACACCAGAGAGAAGCCCUAUCGCUGUGUCGAAUGCAGGAAAACUUUCGUCUGGAAGAGCCACCUCGUUCUCCAUCAGAGAACUCACACUGGAGAGAAACCGUACGGCUGCAAUGACUGUGGGAGACUUUUCUCUCAGAAAUCGCAGCUCAUUGUCCAUCAGAGAACACACACGGGAGAGAAGACCUACGAAUGCACCGAGUGUCCCAAAGCUUUCAUCCGGAAGGCAGACCUCAUUUUACACCAGAGAACGCACACAGGCGAGAAACCUUACGAGUGCCGCGAGUGUCAGAAAGCCUUUUGUAGCAAGUCUCAACUGACUAUCCACCAGAGGCGGCAUUCAGGAGAGAAGCCCUAUGAAUGUAGUGAGUGUGGGAAGACUUUUCCCCACAAGUCCAGUCUGAUUUUACAUCGGAGGAUUCACACGCGAGAGAAACCCUACGAAUGCAACAAAUGUCAAAAGUCCUUCAUCAGCAAGGGGAACCUCAUAAAACACGGGAAAACUCACACAGGCGAGAAGCCGUACAGGUGCACUGAAUGCGGAAAAGCUUUCUCUCUGAAAUUCAACCUUACUUUGCACCAGAGGACGCAUACUGGAGAGAAACUGAAUGAAUGCAGCCACUGUCAGAAAGCCUUCAUCCGCAAGUCACAGCUCAUCGAGCACCAGAGGACUCACACCGGGGAAAAACCCUUCCCUUGUACAGAAUGCCUGAAAGCCUUCACCCGGAAGUCAGAGCUCAUUUUCCAUCAGAGAAUCCACAGCGGAGAGAAGCCAUACGAAUGCAGUCAAUGCCAGAAAGCCUUCAUGCGGCAGUCGGAACUCAUUCUCCACCAGAGGACGCACACGGGAGAGAAACCUCAUGGGUGCAGUCAGUGCCCGAAAGCCUUCAGAACAAAGUCACAACUCAGCAUCCACCAGAGGACGCACACGGGAGAGAAACCCUACGGAUGUGGCGACUGUGGGAAAGUCUUCACACAGAAAUCACAGCUGGUUGCGCACCAGAGAACUCACACAGGAGAGAAACCGUACGAGUGCAGCCAGUGUCGGAAAGCCUUCAGUACAAAGUCACUGCUCAGCAUCCACCAGAGGACGCACACAGGCGAGAAACCCUACGGAUGCAGCGACUGUGGGAAAGUCUUCACACAGAAGUCACAGCUGGUUGCGCAUCAGAGAACUCACACGGGAGAGAAACCGUACGAGUGCAGCGAUUGUCAGAAGUCCUUCAGUCGUAAGUCCCCACUUGUCAUCCACCAGCGAACCCACACGGGGGAAAACCCCUUUGUGUGUAGUGAGUGUGGGAAAGGCUUUCCCUGGAAGCCUGGCCUCAUCAGACACCAGAGGACUCAUAAAGAGAAGCAUCAUGAGUGCCGUGAAUGUGGGAAGUUGUUCCGAGUCAAGUCACACCUUGACACACAUCAAAAAACUCACUUGGGAGAGAAGUCCUGUGAAUACAGAAAAAAUAGGAAAGGCCACUCCUCCCAUUAG